Rhagoletis zephyria (snowberry fruit fly) is the source of this 1685-nucleotide messenger RNA. RefSeq names its product putative cyclin-dependent serine/threonine-protein kinase DDB_G0272797/DDB_G0274007. NCBI's taxonomy places the organism in Eukaryota, Metazoa, Arthropoda, Insecta, Diptera, Tephritidae. The record is from RefSeq and is a predicted model, not a curated record.
UUUGCUUGCCCUGCCGGCUAAUGAGGAUCCCUUGGAACGACAAAAGAUCGAGUUCCUCUACGAAUGGGGGAUCGAUUUAACGACAACGCCAAAACCAAUGCCAACACCAAUACCAUUAACAAAAGCUAAAAAUCCACCGCCACUGCCACUCAACAUUAAAUCCAUCAACCAUACAUCGCAACACCAUCAACAUCAGCAUCAUCAGCAGCAUCAGUCACCAGCGUCGGCGAUGACGGCGCCGACACAACGCACAUCGGUGACAGCCCAUCAGCAACACGUUGACGCGACAACAACACCAACAGCAACAGCAACAAGAACACACACACAUGUGCCACAAAUCACACAACAAGCGUCAAUGGGAGCGACGACACAGGCGACGAGCGCCAAGCACACAAGGAGCCCAACACAACAACAACAACAACAACAACACCAACCGCACCAAUUACACCACCAACGUACAACGCCAACAUCAGCCACAACAACACCAACAAAAAGCAGCACACAACACCAGCAACCGCAACCACAACAUAAAAGACUGACACCAGCUGAAUAUGCGCGAGCGGGCGGCGCCAUAACAACAACAACAACAACGCCAACAACAUCAGCGCCGACGUCGCGGGAACACACACCAACACGCAGCUCACAAUCACAUCAUCAACUACAGCGACAAGCAUCAACCACACAACGCCAUCAGCAACAGCAACAACAACAACAACAAAAAUCACAACAUUCACAACACGAACAGAGGCGCGAACUCGAUCGCAAGGGCUCGCAACGUGAACGUGAUCGCACGAAAGAGCGCGAACACGAACGUCAGCGGGGCGCUGUGCGCGAAGAUGAACGCGAGCGUGAACGUGAGCGAGCACGCGCAUUGGAACAUGAACGCGAGCGUGACUAUGCUUAUGAGCGUUCGCGAGAUUAUCAGCGCGAGCGCGAACUAGAGUAUGCACGUGAGCGAGAGUAUGCAGCACGCGAACGCGAAUAUGAGCGUGAGCACUCACAUGGCGCACGCCACAGCGAUUAUGCACGCGAGCGAGAGCGCGACUCCGAACUUCGUGAACACCCACCGCCGCCGCUGCCAUCAGCAUCCGCAUCAUCAGCGCACUCACAUCUAAUACAACACCCACACCACCGCCAACAACACGAACACCACGAACAACCACAUUACAAUAAAACAAAUUAUAAUUCCGUUUACCAGUAAAAAAAUUUUACGAAAUACGAAUUUGAGAAAUUUUUGCUAACGAAAUUUACCACCAACUACAUACAAUGAAAACAACAACAAAUGCUUGAAAUAUUAAAUAUCUGACGCUCAAUAGCAACAACAACAAUAGCAACAUGGUACAAAACACACUCAGCAUGAAUAGAAUUUUGCUCACAUUUUGAUAACGUGAAAACAUAAGCAAAACAGAUGGAUAUAGAAAAUGCAUGAAAUUCGAAGAAAAGAGCAAAUUAUAUUUGAAUUGUGCAAUUGUGUAACUAUCCCGCGCAAAUAAUAGAAAACACUUAGCAAACGCCCGAAAGCAAUAGCCCAAAUAAGUACUCCCACUCUAGCAAGAACAACAAUUCCCUGCAUAGCGCCGCCGUUCGUUUCACUUCAAUGCUCCUCACAUUCUAUUGCCGCCGCUUUAAAGUUUUAUGCCUUACGCUCUCAUAGAAUCGCUUAAAAUUUCAAUCCCUCAUAGAAA